Leptosia nina is the source of this 630-nucleotide messenger RNA. The record is from the annotation of a GenBank genome assembly. Lineage: Eukaryota; Metazoa; Arthropoda; Insecta; Lepidoptera; Pieridae.
AUGGUCAUGGGCUGUGAUAUAAAUAAAGAUAUGGUGGAUUUCGCUAAAGCUAACUACUCUUCGGAAGAUAUUAACUUUAUCGUUUUAGAUAUAGCGGGCGAAGUGCCAGGAAGUCUGAGGGGAAAAUUUGACCAUGCAUUCUCCUUCUUUGUGUUGCACUGGGUGAAAAAUCAAGAGAUCGCAUUUAAAAAUAUUUACGACCUUCUGGGAAAUGAUGGGGACUGCCUUCUAAUUGUUGUUGGCCAAGCAGCACUCUAUGAUGGCUUCAGAGAUCUAGCUCAAAGCAAGAAAUGGCGUGGUCUGCUUGAAGAAAAUGAAAAAUACGUCUCACCUUACCACGAUGGAGAGGACUCUGUCAGCGAGCUAAAGGAAAUGUUGCUAAAAAUUGGGUUUUCAACCGUCGACAUAAAUGAAAAGCCCGUUGCGUUUAGUCAUGAUAACGAAGAUUCAUUUCGAGGAUCAUUACGAGCGCUAAUCCCUUUCAACAUCCCAGAAGAACAAUUCGAUGAUUUCUUAGAUGACCUUGCUUAUGCAAUGCAAGAAGGCGAUCACAAGAAGUAUAAUUUGGAGAAAUCAUCGUCGGAUUUGACUUUUAAUUUUAAUAACAUUGCCAUAUACAUCAAAAAGUAA